AUGACUAUAAAAGCAAUCGUGCUGUUGUACUUAGUUGGGUUGUUUGAACUUUCAUGGCAACAUAAUCAAAGCUUGAAAUGUAAUCGUUAUGUGACUCAGAGCACAAGUUACAGUCGAUCUGGAGCUUCUUUCUCUUUGGGACCGCAUUUCAUAUGCGAUGUGGAAAAUGUUAAAGAAGCUUCUGAAGUCAGAGUGCUUAUUGAAGAAAUAUCAAAGCCAGGUCUUGCCGCUAAGAAUCCCUCUGAAAUCGGUGCAAUCGUUUUCAAGGCAUCAACAUUGUUAAAAAUUCCUACUGAGAUUUUUAAAGAAUUUACAAACUUGACUUCAUUUGCUGCAAACGAUGUUCAAUUGCGGCUUAUAACACGUGAUGAUUUUAUGGAUGCGCAUAAUCUUGCAUCGCUUUCAUUAAGAAAUAAUUUAAUUACAAGUCUCGAAGAUGGAAUAUUCUUAAACAUGAAAAAUCUACGAAGUUUAGAUUUAGCGAGAAAUUUGAUAACAGAAAUCAGUGAAAUGACAUUUAUUGGAUGUGGUGAUAAUUUGUAUAAAGUUGAUUUGUCAUUCAAUAAAAUCAAAGAGAUUGAUUACGCCACUUUAGCACCGCUGGCACAUCCGAAAAAGCUUCCUGUCGAAUUAAACUUAAAUUCCAAUGAAAUAAGAUUUGUUAAGGAAAGCCAUGGAGUUUCUCAUCUUGUGUUCGAAGACUUAAGUCUGGAAGAUAAUUUUAUUCGAUCAUUUUCAUGUCCCGAUGUGAAAAUCACCGAGCUGUACUUAAACAACAAUCUUCUUGAAACAGCCUCAUUCGAUAAUUGCUCGGUUGAGUACAUGGCAGUGACAAACAAUAAGCUUAAGUGGCUCCACAUUCAUAAAGACUUAAAAGGAUUGAUUGCGCCAAGGAAUAACAUUGAAAGUUUCUUUGUGAAUGGUGAUUCAAAAAUGUAUCAUUUCGAUUUAUCGGACAAUGGACAAAUCGAGCAUGUUUUUCCAUCUCUUAAAUCGAUGACCACGAUGCAAUAUCUCAACUUGUCUCAUUCAAUUGUAGGCAUUCUUCAUGAAGAUUCUUUCGAAAAAAUGACUCAACUCAAAUAUUUGUAUCUGAAGAAUUCAGGAAUUCAAAUAAUUCCAUUUGGAAUUUUCGGUAACAAUAAGCACUUAAUGACUUUGGAUCUGUCUGAUAAUGAGCUUGAAACCGUCGACCUGCACAUGUUUACUGGAUUGGAGAAAUUGAAAACACUCGAUUUAAGUGGAAAUAAGUUGAGUGCUAUUGAGGGACUUGAGAGGAUAAAAACUGUUUUGCCAGAAUUAAGAGAAAUUGGAAUUUCACGAAACAAUUGGAAGUGCUUAAAUUUGUCGGUUUUGAUAAGAACCCUUAAUCAAUUGCAAAUAAAGGUCGCAGCUGAUGAGCCAACUGAGCUUAGAGAACCAAGAGGAGAAGACCAAGGAAGUAUUUCUGGUGUUGAGUGUUACUGA
This is a messenger RNA of Clunio marinus, 1467 nucleotides long. The record is from the annotation of a GenBank genome assembly. Lineage: Eukaryota; Metazoa; Arthropoda; Insecta; Diptera; Chironomidae.